AUGGAUUCGCAAGCCAAGUACUUACUCUCUCUCCGGGCCAUCCGAGACCGUGCCAAGAUUGUUGGGGAUGUGGCCAAGUCUGGGAAGCUGAGCCACUUCGAUCUCCAUGAGGAGAAGCUGGACGAGGUCGUCGACUUUGUGGCCUCUGUCAUCAAGCGUGACUUUGGUCCUGACAAGUUCCACACGAUUCCCCCUCAUGGUCGCUGGCAGCACUUCGAGGUGGGCAAUGUGCCGCGCAUCACCAGCAUCAUGGACAAGUGGGAGGAGGAGGGGUGCGAUGUGACUGAAAAGACACGUCGUCUCAUCGAUCUCUUCUUCAUCUCGGUCCUCUUGGAUGCCGGUGCUGGUGAUGAUUGGCGGUACAAGGAGCCCGGAUCUGGUCAGGUCUAUGAGCGGAGUGAGGGUAUCGCCGUGGCCAGCCUCGACAUGUUUAACGAGUUGGCUUUCACGACUGACACUACCCCAACGGUCAAUGGAAAUGGUUUGAAGCAGCUUGAUACGGAUAAACUCGCCCAGGGCUUCCAAGUGUCGGAUAGCAACCCCAUGUUAGGAGUCGAUUCUCGUGCGGCCCUCCUUAGAAGCCUGGGACAGUCACUCCUCGAUCACCCGGAUGUAUUCGGGGCCGAAGGUCGACCAGGAAACCUCGUUGAUUAUCUGGUCAAGACAGCCGGUGAAUCCUCCGAGCUUGACAUCCUCGUUCUCUGGGACAUUCUCCAGACUCUCCUCAUUCCCAUUUGGCCCAAGGACCGAACUGUUGUUGGUGGGACGGCUAUCGGCGAUGCAUGGCCACUUAGUACUCUCCGAACGGGCGGGCAAUCGGAUGCCGCCGCAGACAACAUCCAGCCCUUCCACAAACUCACCCAGUGGCUCACCUAUUCCCUCAUGGUUCCAUUCCAGCGUGUGCUAGGCUUGCAGUGGAUCAACGCCGACUCUUUAACAGCCCUGCCCGAGUACCGCAACGGUGGCUUAUUCGUCGAUCUGGGCGUGCUGUCACUCAAGAAGGAGACGCUCGACCGCGGCCUACAGGCGUCGGGCGGGGAGCUGCCGCUCUUUGAAGCAGGAGACGACACCAUCGUCGAGUGGAGGGCCUUGACUCUGGUUCUGAUCGACAAGCUGUACACCAAGAUCCAAUCUCGCAUGGGCGAUGGUGUUCAGCUGAGCAUGGCGCAGCUGCUCGAGGCUGGCACCUGGAAGUCUGGACGUGAGGUGGCAGCGCAGCGUCGACCAAAGACAAAGUCGAGCCCCAUCAUCAUCAAGAGUGACGGUACCGUCUUCUAG
This is a messenger RNA of Fusarium keratoplasticum, 1278 nucleotides long. RefSeq lists its product as uncharacterized. The record is from RefSeq and is a predicted model, not a curated record. The coding region runs from base 1 to 1278 and encodes 425 amino acids. The transcript is spliced from 4 exons. Lineage: Eukaryota; Fungi; Ascomycota; Sordariomycetes; Hypocreales; Nectriaceae.